GCAAAAUUGUUAAUCAGUUGCUGCAGAAAUUAAAGGAUGUUGAAAGCAGUAGAAAGAUGCCAUCUGGAAUAAAAAAUAUUCACCAGAAGAUGCUCAUUAUAACAAUAGAUAGUUGUACAACAGAAUGGAUCAAAUAGAGAAACAAUUGUGUGAACCAUGGAAGCAAAAUGCAGUGAUUUUAUUAUGAAGAUUUGGGGUGUCUGGACCCUUCUCACUAUUAUGAUGGUCAUGACAGCAAUCGAUAAAUCCAGUAAAUCUGCAGUGCUUGGAACAACCAUUGAAUUGUACUGUCCUCCAGAAACAUAUAAUAUGACAGUAUGGAAGGUGAAAUUUAAGAAUGGAACACAGUGCUAUUUAUCAUUUAAGAGAGAGAACAAUACCAUAGCCAGAAACUGCAGUAUGAACAUGGACUGGAUGUCUAGACCAGAAGAAGAGUCUGCUGUUCAGAUAAAGUCAUUUCAAAUGUUCAGUGAAGGAACAUAUACAUGUUUCAUUGCUACUGCUAAAGGAAUAUUAAACCAUGAAUAUGACCUAACUAUAUUAGUAUCUCCAAAAGUGUCCUUGACUCACAGCAAUGGCACGGCUGUGUGCAAGGCGGCUGCAGGGAAACCAGAUUCACAGAUCUCAUGGAAUCCCCCAGGAUACUCUACAAUUGUGUCUGAAACAUUGCCAAAUGGCACAAAGACCAUCAUCAGUACAUAUAAUAUGGCAAAUAUUAAGGAAGAUGAACUUACAUGCUUCAUCUUCCAUCCUACUUGGGAAAAGCCACGCAUCUUAAAUCUAUCAGAUAGACACGAAGAAAGGAAAAGUUCUACAAUGACAAUUCUCUAUAGCUGUCUUACUGGUCUUUUGGGAAUUCUUGGAUUUUCACUCUCCAUUUAUCUCUGGAGAUUCUGUGGAAGCCAAAGAAAAAUCACUGCAACUACAAAUGUAGAAACAGUUUCAGGACAGAACAUCCAGGAAAAUGAUUUGGAGCCAUAUGCUACCUUUGUGCAAGUGGAAAAUGUAAUCUACGAUAAAGCAUAUAAUUUCUCAUCAAGUUAACGCUUCUCAGCUUUCAUGUUCAACAUAAGGCAUUACCAGACUUGAACUGAGAGGGGAAGUAUGUAAGGGCAAAAAUGAAUAAUUACAGUAAAUGGCAACUGCUGUAACUUUAAAUCAGUCUACCCAUUGAACAUGAGUACAUUUUGCCUUUUCUCAUUCUUGUUGUCACCUGCCCCUCAGCCUGUUUCUCUGGUUACAUUCUGCAAUCACUGGUUGAUAAACCAGUCAAUUGGCUACCUGCAAAACAAAACAAAAAAAAAAGCUAAGUAAUUCUCCAAUUCUCUUCAAGCUCCACAGAAUUCUUCCAAGAACCCUACUGGCCUGUUCUGUACCAGGAACUUACUUUUUCUCACAAAGACUGAAACAUCAGACUUUAAACAGCUGAUAUGAAAGUCAUGAAAAACGGCUAUUCUUCCCUCACCGUUCUGCCUAAGAGUGAGCUGAAUUUGAAAAGCUCUCAGGAUCAAGUGAACACAAGAUGAUUAUUCAAGAAGAACUCAUAAUGAAAUUUAUUUUACUUCUUCUGUCUACUUGUGUGUCUCCAUGGUCACACUUUGCAUUAGAACAUCUACAAUUUCUAAGCAUUAAAUUUAGUCUAUUGUCUUUCAGAAGGCCUGAGAAAAUAGGCUUGCUGAGAUUUUGUAGACUUCUGGACAGACCCCUUUGAUUUUACAAUGGAUGAGAUUGCUAUAAUUAGAAGUGAUUCAACAAGCACACAGCAGACUCCAGAUGACUUGACAUUUACAAUCUGAAUGGAAUAAGUGAAGUAGUGGAAGAAAAGCAGAAUUUGGUCAAAACAUCAUCCUGGAUAUUUGGCCUUGUUCUGACAUUUUUGAAGUGUCAUAGUGAUGCAAACUAAAUUGGGUUAACAGGAAGGCUUAGGGCCAAUUACUCAUUAUAUGUAACAUAUAGAAAUAAACCUCAAUUUCCACUUUUUGUUAAGUAAGACCAGUUUUGACAGGAUGUCAUUUUGAAUGUACAGAGAAUUUGUACAGAAAGCUCUAAGGGAGGAAGUUUGCUUGAAUUUAGAAUUUAAAUGUGAACUUUUUCUAAUCUUCUAUUUUGAACCAAUAUACAAAGGAUUGAAAUAGGUAGUUAACUGAAUUUUGCAAUGCAGCUCCCCAAUUUAAAAGGAAAGUCUACUAGCAAAAAGUCUUCACAAAAAGAUACAUAACUAUAAAAGUAAUAUACAAAAAUGCAAUCAUUUAGUAAAUUUGCUUGCAAAAAGUGUGUACAUUAACCAAAUUGUGCACACUAUAUGAUAAAUGUGCAACUACAUUUGAACUAACAUUUAAAGGAGGAAAAAUUAAAAAC
Molecule: messenger RNA, 2358 nt
Organism: Python bivittatus (Burmese python)
Lineage: Eukaryota; Metazoa; Chordata; Lepidosauria; Squamata; Pythonidae
Gene: CD200R1
Product: CD200 receptor 1
Biological process (GO): regulation of neuroinflammatory response
Cellular component (GO): external side of plasma membrane
Molecular function (GO): signaling receptor activity
Source: RefSeq, a predicted model, not a curated record